GAGGCGUGGACAUAACGGUUCACACGACCCGGGGUAUUUUAGCAUGGGGUUCAAGAGGGAAAAAAAAUCUGGGAUUCAAAAAGAUAUACAGACUCGUCCAUGAGGGAAAAGUUCUGCACACAGACGACUUGCUUGUGAUCUGAGUUUCAGGUUAGAAGGAAAUCAGGAGGAACCUUUUGGGACUAAAUAUUUACUAUGGUCCUGGUGGAGGAUCUUCUGAUCUUUAUGUUAUGGCCCAUCAGCAGUUUAUGUCAUGGGUUUGCUCUCUUUAAACCAUCGCCAAAUGACCACUGGAGCAGCUGUCCUACAGACAAAAUGUGCAAAACUAAGUUUGGGAAUGGUGUGUGUGAUGCGGAAUGCUCCGGCUCCCAGUGCCUGAAAGACGGUUUCGACUGCGUUAAACCCAGAGAGGCUUGCAACUCCCGUUACAUUCAGUACUGCCUUAACCACUUCGACAACACUAACUGUGAUAUGGGCUGCAACACUGCCCCCUGUGGUUGGGACGGAUUAGACUGUAUAAAAAACUUUAAAAAACAGCGACCCAAUUGGGCCAAAGGAUCUCUGAUAGUGCAUACAGCGAUUCCUUUCCAGAAAAUGCCAUUAGAGAACAGUUCAUUACUUUGGGCUCUUAGCGUCCUGCUCCAGACCAGCGUCAAACUGAGAGGGGUGGUGCCUCUUAAGCCCAGUGAUGAUUUCUUUGCUAUGGAUGCUGAUCAGCUGAUAGAGCUGCACCAACAAGUACCUAACUACAAGAGCAACAGGUCAUUACUGUUCCUACAAGUGGAUAACAGGCCAUGCUCCGAGUUAUCUCACACUUGUUUCCCCUAUGCAUCCGAGGCAGCUGAUUUCCUGAAUGUCUUGAUGAUAUUGGGCCAAGCCCCAUCCUACGUCGCACCAUAUAUCCACAUGCUCAUUAGCAUCCGGGGCAUCAAUAAGGAGAUCACACUGACAGAGCCUCCCACCCAGGAUGGUUCUCCUCCAUGGCUGUGGCCCGUGGUUGGUAUUGCAGUGGGCAUCGGGGUAUCGCUGGCUGUUGUGGCACUGGCCAUGAUGGUAUGGUUCUGGAGAAGACGGCAGAGGAGAGAACGAGGAGACAGAGUGCAUCAUAGGUCUACUGCAACUGGAAACAAUGAUGAGAGUGAAGUCUGGACACAGCGCUCCGCUGAGCAGAACAAAAGGAACGGAAGGAUAGCAAGGGAGAAGGACAGAAAUGGUGUAAAGAAAAAGAAGAAGAAAGGGAAGGACUUAGGAAAGAAGCGUAGGGAACCCCUCGGAGAGGAUGCCAUUCGGAUGAGGCCUCUUAAAAAGACCUUGGACAUUGGCAGUGACACGGACGUGACCCAGAGCUCAAUGGAGGACAUCAGCAGGACAAUCUGUGACCACAGAUCUCCAGAUCAGAAACAUUUCAACAACAGUCACCAGCAAGUCCCUAUAAGUCCGCCUAGACGGUGGGACAGGAACUCCAUUGCUACACAUAUGAGGACGCCAAGCAAUUCAACCCCAGUGCAGUGGUGUGGACCUGAUGGUUCUGUGGUUCUGAUCCGAGCUGUGAGAAGUGGCCUUGAUCGAGUGGUGCUGGAACUGCUCAGAGCUGGAGUGCCGGUCAAUAACACCGACCACACCGGGAGAUCCGCCCUGCACUGGGCAUGCUCAGUGAACCACCUUUCAUUAGCAAGGACGCUGAUACGUUAUGGUGCUGCUGUGGACAUGCAGGACCAUAAGGGUGAGACGGCUCUGUUUCUUUCUGCUCUCCACGGCUGCUAUGAUACCGCCAGAUUCCUACUUCUAAAUGGUGCCAAUCAAGAACUGAUGGACCGCAGGGGGCGUCGGCCAAUAGAUGUGGCCCAGGAAGGAUACCAUCAUCAGAUCUUUGAGCUUUUAUUAGGCUACAGGGUUCACCAGAGCCCGUUACCUGUGGCCCCAGCUACCGAGGUGCUUUGGGAUGAUCGCACUUACAUGUAUUCCCCGUGGGCGGCAUCGCCCCCAUGUCUGCCAGGAAGAAGUGCCUCCUUUUCUGGGGUUGUUGGACCGAGGGACCUGUCUUCACCCCAGCCCAGUGACUGGCAAUAUGUUCAGGCCCAAAGCUGGCGGCCAAUGACAACCCAUUCCACGACGGCACUGGUCAGCCCCAGGGUUCUCAGUCGGACAUCCCGUCCAAUCAGCACACUCCAGGAAGUGACCUCAGAAGCUGAAGAAGAAGAAAGAGAAGCAGCUCACCAAGUCCACAGAGCAAUGACACCCAACAUCCUGUGUCCUCAGCCGGCACCCCGGCAGCGUUCGUUCUCCUGCACUCAGCCAGCUCUCCAGCGUCGCUUCAGUGCCAACCAACCAGAGCCGGUUGUCAAUGUCCUACCUGAAACACUACCUAAUGAGCAAGUGGAAAUAGUGGUUGUGCCCCAUCCUAAGCCAAGUACCAGCCAAUCAGAGAGCAGAAGUGCAGGGAUGGAGUGUAACACAGACUCUGGGAGAGAGAGGAAGAAGAGUAACAAGUCCAAAUCUCAAAGCGAGGUGGUUAAUACUGAGGCCAUGUCAGUACAGACUGUUAUGUGAUCGUGAUGGAUUUUUAUGACACUCUGUAUUGCAAGAAGUUCCAAAAGUCUAAUUCCACUGCCAAGCACUUUUCACUAAUACAUGUAUAUAUAUACGAGGUGGUAUCAAAAGGUUUCAAGACUUCAUUUAUCUGCAUUUACAUGCUAUUACCUUCAAAAUAGUCCCAUUGCAGCAAUAUAGUGCUCCCAGCAUGCCUGACACUUCUGCAAUGUGUCCUGGAAGUCUUUUGUUUAAACCUUCUGCAAUUCACGCUGGAUCUCCUCAACGGCGUCAAAACAGCGACCUUUAAGUUGAAUCUUCAUCUUCGAGAUGAAGUCCACAGGGGCCAAAUCCAGUGAGUAGGACCAUGUGGAUUGUUCUCCGACAAUCAUUAUGCAGAAGUUGCUGAAGGGUUUAGACAUUUCCGGGGGUCGAGCUCGUGUUCCUGAUCUCUCGUCGCCCUCCAGUGAUGUUCUUCUGGCGUGUGCAGAACAGCACCAGUUAGUCUUGAAACCUUUAGAUACCACCUCGUAUAGAAAGCAAAUAUACAUUAUAUGGACAUUAAAUUAAUUUUACAGCCAUUUGUGGUUCUUUCCCGAACUGUUGCUACAAAGUUUUGGGCACACAAUUGUAUAUGACGUCUUGGGUUGGUGUAGCAUAAAAUUUAUCCUCCACUUGAACUAGGAGAUCCUAACCUGUUUCAGCAUCACAAUGCACCUGUGCACAUAUCCAGCUCCUUGAAGAUAUGCUUUACACGGAUUGGCGUGGAAGAUCUCCUGCUAUAAGUCUUCACAGGCACACUCUGAAAUCUAGUGGAACAUUAAAUGGGGACUCAAUGUAGAAUGUGACGUUUAAAAAGUACAUAUGAAUCUUGUGGUCACAUGUCCAUAUAUUGUAUGCUGAUCUAAUAUCAAGUUUGUGGAUGGGGUUAUUUUUAGUGUUAUUACUAUUGCUUUUUAUUAUACGUAAGAAAUAAUGUAAUAUAAUUGUACAAACCAAUGGACUGGUAGUGGAUUUAGGCUUUUGGCCCCAGCUGUAUGUAUUAUUGUAUAAAUAAAAUGACGUAUUGCCCUGUCUUUUUUUUUAACCUGUAUAAAACUUACAUUUGUAAAAUAAACCUGUUUGUUUAAUAGUCUUAAAAACUUUUUAUCAUCUCAUGAAGUCAACUGUCGGAUGUUCAGUCGAAGUAGUCUUGACCUUUAUGAUGUCAUACUACAAUUUAGGGCUUGUGAUAUUUCUUAUUAGAAAACACUGGAUAGUUUACAUAUAUGAAAUUGAAUCUUUAUCACUGUAAAAUUAUAUAAACAGUGCAUUCAGAAAAUAUUCAGACCCUCGUGCGAAUUCUAGAAAUGUCUAAGUGAUGAACAAUCUUAGUCGAUCAGCUGAUGACAUCAUAAUAAUGUUUGUGUUCCAGCUAGUCAUGCUAUUGUAAAAUGAGGUCAUAAUACAAUUUGGGUCAUGUGAUACAGUUUAAUACUUGGAUAUUUCUUUUACUGCAAUAUUAUACUCUUAAUAGAUGUUUAAUAUGAUGCUGAAUCUUCAUCACUAAAAAUAAUAUAAAAUAAAUGAAUAAAGAGUAAAGCUAGUGAUAUACAGGUGAUAUGUAAUUUGUUAAUUUAAUAAAUUACAGUACACAAUUAAGCAAAACAGUGCAAUUUACUGUACCGUAUUGUAUAAACUACACAGUAUAAUCUGAUGGUCUUGUAGCCCAUUUCAGGCUUGUGCAGGUCUACAAUUUUGCCCUUGACAUCCUUUGACAGCUCUUUGGUCUUUCCAAUGGUGGUGGAGAGGUUUGAAUAGAAGAUAUGCAGAUAUGCAUAGUCAUGGUUUUGUAUUUAAAAAAAAUAAAAAAUAAAAAUACAGGACACAGAACACAUCUCGGCCCAAUCGACUACAUCUGGUGCGCCAAAAGGGUCAAAUGGUAUUAAUAAUCGCCCCUGGCCCGGGACUUCACGGUGAAAUGAAAAGCUGCGGUUGAAUGUGUACACAGACAGUCUUUAUUGUAAAAGAGGUAGAGAAUACAGGUGUUUCACUGUACAGAGAAAGACAGCACUGUGGAUAUACGCAUUCAAACCGUAAAUAAAGACGGCAAAACGCACCCCGUUCUGG
Silurus meridionalis is the source of this 4638-nucleotide messenger RNA. RefSeq names its product notch receptor, like (gene notchl). The record is from RefSeq and is a predicted model, not a curated record. Lineage: Eukaryota; Metazoa; Chordata; Actinopteri; Siluriformes; Siluridae. The transcript is spliced from 11 exons. Gene Ontology annotation, cellular component: membrane. Gene Ontology annotation, molecular function: protein binding. Gene Ontology annotation, biological process: multicellular organism development; cell differentiation; Notch signaling pathway. The coding region runs from base 196 to 2550 and encodes 784 amino acids.